AUGAUUGCUCAGAUUCUCAAUGUCGCCAACAAGUCCUUUGACUACGUGAUUAUUGGAGGAGGGACGGCCGGAUUGACGGUCGCUUCGCGCCUCCUUGAACACUCAAACAAGCGGUCUGUGUUAGUGCUCGAGGCGGGAGAGCCCAACCUCGAUGAUCCGAAGGUUUUGCUAGGAGGUACUUUCGGCAGUACAUUUGGUGAUCCAAAGUACGAUUGGGGGUUUUCGACGACACCCCAGAUAUACUCAAACAACCGCACCAUGGGUUGGAACCGCGGAAAGGGUCUCGGUGGUAGCUCGUGCAUGAACUUCUAUGUGUGGUGCAAGCCGUCCGCCACGGACAUCAAUGCGAUCGACGAGCUCGGUAACCCCGGUUGGAACUGGAAAUCGUUUCAAGAGUGCACGACACGUAUCGAACAUUUCACAGAGGCAUCCACGGAUCAACUCGCAGAACUCGCGCAUACCCACAUCAAUGCGUAUCGCGGGAAGAGCGGCCCGAUCAAGACUACCGUUCCCGGGACCGCCGCACCUCUCAACAAAGCGUUUCUGGACACACUUCAGAACAUGGGCGUGCCGCUGCUCAAGGAUCCAUACGGUGGAAACGUGACAGGAUGCUGGCAGGCCUCUGCGAGCUUGGACCGCGAUGCGCAGUGGACUCGUUCAUAUGCCGCAACUGCGCACUAUCUUCCCAACAAGGACAGCCCCAAUCUCGUGGUUCUCACCGAAGCCACUGUGGCCCGAAUUCUCUUCGAGAAUAAAGCAGGCUCCGACGGCAACCUAGUCGCUAACGGCGUCGAGUUCAUCUACGGAGGUCAGGAAUAUCGGGUUGGCGUCAACAGAGAAGUUGUCUGCUCUGCUGGGACGAUUAAGUCUCCGCAAGUCCUGGAGCUCUCCGGCAUAGGUCGACGAGAAGUGCUGGAGAAGAUCGGCGUCCCCGUCAAGGUGGAGCUCUCAGGUGUCGGGGAAAACCUCACCGACCAUACGUUCUGCGGUAUCUCGUACGAGUUGGACCCAUCGACUCCUCACAAGACGUUCGACAUAUUCCGCGACGUGAACUUGGCGAAAGAACAGGCUAGACUUCAGGCUCUCGGGGAAGACAACAUGCACCGCUACGGCAUCAGCGCCUUCUCUUACCUUCCGAUACAGACCAUCAACCCGGCAGCAUCUCAGGAUAUUGUCGCCGGUGCUGAACAGCUGAUCGCGGAGCAGAUCAAGAGCGGCAAACUUCCUCCAGGCCUCGCUGAACAGUACAAGAUCCAGCUUCGUGUCCUCAAGGAUCCAACUGAGCCCGACCUGGAGUUGAUCGGUGUGAACGGCUACAUGAGUCAUCGCUCCAUGCCCGGCGAGGGAAAGGCUCAUAUUACCAUUCUAGCGGUGCUGCAACACCCCUUCUCACGUGGAACCAUUCAUUGCAAGACAGAUAGCCCGACGGACCAACCUGACAUUGACGCGCAUAUCUUUGAGAACCCGUACGAUCUUGAGCUAUUCAAGGAGAACGUGAAGUACGUCAGGCGCAUGGCUCAGACGGAACCUCUCAAGUCGCUCCUUGUGCGCGAAGUGGACCCAGGUCCGGAGAACCAGACAGAUGAGCAGAUCAAGGAGUACAUCAAGAACUACAGUUACACCUGUUUCCACGCCUUGGGCAGCUGUAGCAUGCUUCCGCGGGACAAAAACGGUGUCGUCGACUCGACUCUGAAGGUCUACGGAACGAAGAAUGUUCGAGUCGCCGACUUGUCCGUCAUCCCCAUGGAGAUUUCUGCCCAUACGCAAUCCGCCGCGUACUAUGUCGGAGAAAAGAUGGCCGAAAUCUUGUUGAGCGCAUACUAG
This is a messenger RNA of Fomitopsis serialis, 1824 nucleotides long. Its product is annotated as GMC oxidoreductase. NCBI's taxonomy places the organism in Eukaryota, Fungi, Basidiomycota, Agaricomycetes, Polyporales, Fomitopsidaceae. Gene Ontology annotation, molecular function: oxidoreductase activity, acting on CH-OH group of donors; flavin adenine dinucleotide binding. The transcript has 18 exons. Bases 1 to 1824 code for a protein of 607 amino acids. The record is from RefSeq and is a predicted model, not a curated record.